UUCAGUGUGGACUACCACCAUGUGCAGGCCCCAUUUGAGAUUGGACUGUGGAUCAUGUUGGCUUCACUGGCUAAACUGGGAUUCCACUGGUCUGGGCGUAUCCCUGCUGUGGUCCCGGAGAGCUGCCUGCUCAUCAUGGUGGGCCUGCUGGUGGGCGGGGUCAUCUACGGCGUCCGCCACGCUGCGCCGCCGGUCCUGAGCGCGGACGCCUUCUUCCUGUACCUCCUGCCCCCCAUUGUGCUGGACGCGGGCUACUUCCUGCCCGGGCGGCUCUUCUUCGAGAACCUGGGCACCAUCCUGUGGUACGCGGUGCUGGGCACGCUGUGGAACGUGCUGGGCAUCGGCGCGUCCCUGUACGGGGUGUGCCGGCUUGGGCCCUGGGGGCUGGGGGAGGUGUCCCUGCUGCACUGCCUGCUUUUCGGCAGCCUCAUCGCGGCCGUGGACCCCGUCGCCGUCCUCUCCGUCUUCGAGAAGAUCCACGUCAACGAGCAGCUGCACAUCCUGGUGUUUGGGGAGUCGCUGCUCAACGAUGCUGUUACCGUGGUCCUGUACAAGCUGUUUGAGUCCUUCCUGCAGAUGCCCUCAGUGUCAGGGCUGGAUGUGCUGGCGGGGGGUUGCCAGUUUGUGGUGGUGGGGCUGGGGGGCCUCUGCGUGGGGCUGUUCUUCGGCAUGGUGGCUGCCCUCACCACCCGUUUCACAGCCCGGGCCCAAGUGAUCGCGCCCCUCUUUGUCUUCCUGUACAGCUACCUCUCAUACCUCACCUCCGAGAUGCUGCACCUGUCUGGGAUCAUGGCGAUUGUGACCUGUGCUGUUAGUAUGAAGCAGUAUGUGGAGGCCAACGUAUCCCAGGAGUCCAACACCACCAUAAAAUACUUCCUGAAGAUGUGGAGCAGUGUCAGCGAGACUCUGAUCUUCAUCUUCCUGGGCGUGUCCACCAUCCAGGAUGUACACAUGUGGAGCUGGCCCUUUGUCUCUGCCACACUCUUCCUGUGCCUCUUCUGGAGGGCCCUGGGUGUGCUGCUCCUGACGGCCGUGAUGAACAAACUGCGGCGAAACCCUGUCACCUUUCGGGACCAGUUCAUCAUCGCCUACGGUGGCCUGAGAGGGGCAAUAUGUUUUUCUCUGGUCUUCUUGAUCGAUGACUUCCCUAAGAAGAGACUCUUCAUCACCACUACUAUUGUGGUCAUCCUCUUCACAGUCUUUGUGCAGGGCAUGACCAUUAAGCCACUGGUGGAGUUGCUGGAAGUGAAGCGCAGGAAGAGGGCGCCCACUACAGUCAGUGAAGAGAUACACAGUCGGCUUUUGGAUCAUCUGCUGUCUGGUAUUGAGGAUAUUGUUGGGUACUGGGGCCAGCACUACUGGAAAGACAAGUAAGACUCAUGUUUAAAGCAAAGGUGUUGUUGUAAAACAUAUGAUUUAUAACCCCACCAUUGUAUAGGACAGUAUAUAGAUUUCAAAGUCCUGUAAGACACAUAUACUUAA
Anguilla anguilla (European eel) is the source of this 1482-nucleotide messenger RNA. RefSeq names its product sodium/hydrogen exchanger 2-like. Gene Ontology annotation, cellular component: membrane. The record is from RefSeq and is a predicted model, not a curated record. Gene Ontology annotation, molecular function: sodium:proton antiporter activity. The coding region runs from base 55 to 1374 and encodes 439 amino acids. Gene Ontology annotation, biological process: regulation of pH; proton transmembrane transport; sodium ion transport. The transcript has 7 exons. NCBI's taxonomy places the organism in Eukaryota, Metazoa, Chordata, Actinopteri, Anguilliformes, Anguillidae.